This is a messenger RNA of Schistosoma turkestanicum, 2025 nucleotides long. NCBI's taxonomy places the organism in Eukaryota, Metazoa, Platyhelminthes, Trematoda, Strigeidida, Schistosomatidae. The record is from the annotation of a GenBank genome assembly.
AUGAAUAAAGAUGAUGCAUCCAUUAUGGAAUUAUUUCUUACUGGUGCCAACAUAAAUCAUAAAAUCUGUUGGAUCUCUGCUAUACAGUUGUUAAUAAGAGGAUCAACUAAAUCAACUUACAAUAAUAAUACCACACCAUAUUCCGAACAUCAUCAACAUGAAAUCAAUGUACAUCGACAUGAUUGUUUACAAAAGAAUGCAUCAUGUAAUAUGAAUGAUAUUUGUUUGAAUUCGAAUAUACUAGGUAGUUGUAGUCCAACAGAAACUAUAGCUGCCGGCUCGAAUUCUGGCUCCAUUGGUAUUCGUAUUGGACAUCAUACAUUAACAAAUAAUGAAUUGAAUCAAAAUCUACGCACAAACAUCUAUUCAUCAUCACAUCAUUCGAAUUGUAUUCAUUCAGAUUGUAAUGUUAAAAAACUUAAUGAAACAGUACCAUUAUUAACUGGUAGUAGUCAUUGUAAUUGUGGUGUAUCAAUUGAUACGUCUACAGCAUCGGCACCAAUGAAUUGGAUAUCGAAUAUGACAGCAUUUAAUAUUGGUGUAUCUAGUGGCGUUGAUCCUGAUGGUAAUAAUUCUAUGAAAUUAAUUAAUGAUUGUCAAGAAAAUAGUAAAAAUUGGCGAAAUGAUUUGAAUUGUGCUGAUAUGCAUGAACUGAAUAUGGAGUCAAUGAAUGGAAAUAUUAAUAAUACAUCACGUGAUAUGACAUUAUCCUACCUUGGGUCAACUGUUCAAAACCCGAUUAAUUGUCAUACACCCUACUGUCAACAACAUCAACAGCUACAAAAUAUGAGCGGUAAUCGUAGUCCAUUUAAACUUACUGGACCUGUAAUUAAUCCACCUAAUUUACAAAUGACCUGUUGUACAAAUGCUAAUAAUAAUGUUCAUUUAAAUUUUAAUCAUUCACGUGAUUUUCGAAAUAAUCAAUUGAUGACUAAAAUGAUUGGUGAUAAUGUAUGUACCGGUGGAGGAAGUGGUAGUCUUACAGAUGAAGUGACUGCAUCUUCACCAGGAAGUAGUGCCAAUGGACGUACUCAUGGUUAUUUAAAUCAAAUCUGUUCUUCACCAACAAGUACAAGUUUAAAUUUUAAAAAAUACAAUAGAAUUAUUGGCAAAUAUGAAAAUGAAGAAGAUAUUAACAAUGAAUUAAAUAUACAUCAAGAUACAAAUUUUGUAAAUUAUAGGAAUAAACAUGAUGGACAUGGAACACAUCAAAAAUUAACUGUAAAUACUUCAAUGGAUCAACAAAGUCUAUCACCAUUACCUCCAAGAAAAUACACUAACAAUAACAAUAAUAAUAAUAAUAAAAAUCAAAUUCUAUCCGAAAAUCAAAGUGAAAAAUGUCAAACACUUGGAACCGGCAUAUCAAAUCGAAAUAAUGCUCUAAGUUCUGAUUAUGCUUCACAACAAAGUAGCUUAAGUAACAAAUCCAGUGGUUCAAGUGCAACAAAUCAUGGUUUUUCACCGGAAAAACAUAUAAACUAUACAAAUAAAGUUAAAAUGAUCGAUGUAAAUACAAAUGUACAUAAUGUCGGUGCAUCCUUUGUAUUAGAUCGUGUACCGACACCAGAACCACAACAUCGUACAGGCGGGGCAUUUGCAAGAUUAAUGCAAUAUAAUUUAUCAGAUCAACAACCUUUGAAUCGUUUACAAGUACACGGUUUCACUGAAGAUGAUUAUCUUCUACCUGGGAAAAUAGAAAUGAAAAAUAAAAUUUUACAAUCACCAACAAUUAUGAGAAGACCAACAAUCACAGCAACAACCAUAACAACAACCACAAUAAAACCAUCGAAUACACUUCCUCCAAACACUCUCAGUUUAAGUACAGCACAGAAUACAUUUUCAACGAAGCCGAAUUAUAGUUUAGAACUGAAUAAACAUGAUCGAACACCUGAUACACCAGAUAGUAUUUCUGAACAAGAAAUGAUGAGAGGAUUUAGUACAGAAGAAUUAAAUCAAGAAAUGGCUAAUUUAGAAGGAUUAAUGAAGAAUUUAUCAGAAAUUACACAGAAUGAAUUCACAUGUUAA